AUGGGAAAGAUCAUUUUCUACGAGGACAGGAAUUUCCAGGGUCGGCACCAUGAGUGCAUGAGCGACUGUGCCGACCUGCACCCUUACUUCAACCGCUGCAACUCCGUCAGGGUGGAGAGCGGCUGUUUCAUGGUGUACGAGAGACCUCAAUACCUGGGCCACCAGUCCUUCCUCCGCAGGGGGGAGUACUCCGACAACCAGCGCUUGAUUGGCAUCAAUGACUGCAUCCGCUCCUGCCGCAUGAUUCCCAUGCACCGUGGUUCCUACAAAAUAAGAUUGUAUGAGCGUCCAGACAUGAGCGGCCAAAUGCAUGAGGUGAGCGAUGAUUGCCCCAGCGUCCAGGACCGCCUGCGUAUGUCUGACGUCAACUCGUGCAACGUGGUGGACGGCCAUUGGCUGCUGUACGACCAGCCGAACUACAAGGGCCGGCCCUACUACCUGAGACCUGGAGAGUACCGUCGAUCCUUGGACUGGGGAGGCGCCAGUUCAAGGAUCGGCUCUCUCAGGCGAAUCACAGACUUUAAGGACCAUGCGGCAGGACUGAAUGCACUCAUUGAAGCCGAUGGUGUUCUGGUACUCGGGGUACUCUCCCCUGGUGAGGAGGUGCUGCUGGCCCGUGAAGUUGGGCUGAUCGUAGACCAUGAACGUCCCGCUCUCCACCCUGCAGGAGCUGCAUCGGCCCAGAUGAGAGGAGAUCUCAGAGCAGUCGCUCAUGCACUCAUAGGAGCGACCCUGGAAAUCACAUUCUAUGAGGAGAAGAACUUCCAGGGUCGCUCCUAUGAGACCAGCAACGACUGCCCUGAGCUCACCUCCUACCUGAGCAGGUGCAACUCCUGCAGGGUGGAGAGUGGCCUCUUCAUGGUCUACGAGAAGCCCAACUUCAUGGGCCAACAGAUGCUGGUGAGGAGGGGCGAGUACCCUGACAACCAGCGCCUGAUGGGCAUGACUAUGAGCGACUGCAUCAGGUCCAGUCGCAUGAUCCCCACGCACAGGGGACCCUUCAGGAUGAAGAUCUACGAGAAGGAGAACUUCGGAGGCCAGAUGCACGAGCUGAUGGACGACUGUGACAACAUGCAGGAUCGUUUCCGCAUGAACGAGUGCCAGUCCUCCAAUGUGAUGGAGGGCCACUGGCUGAUGUUCGAGCAGCCCAACUACAGAGGCAAGAUGAUGUACCUGAGGCCAGGAGAGUACAGGAACCUCAGAGAGAUGGGGAUGAGCAACAUGACCAAGUUCAGCUCCAUGAGGCGCAUCAUGGACUCCUUAAAAGCCAUUUCACCGCCUUGUACACAUAUGUUGUUGGUUCAGAUCCGUUUCUACCAGGACGAAUACUUCCAGGGUCGAUUCCCAAAAUCUGAUAAUGACUCCAGCAACAUGCGCACCUCAGCCGCAGCGGAACAGAAGGUGACCAUGGAGCGCACAGGGAAGAUCAUCUUCUACGAGGAGAAGAACUUUAAGGGCCAUCACUAUGAGUGCAGCGGCGACUGUCCGGAGCUCAACUCUCACAUCCAGCACUGCAACUCCCUCCGGGUGGAGGGGGGGGCCUGGGUCCUCUACGAGAGACCCCAAUACCUGGGAUACCAGUACGUGCUCAUGAGGGGCGAGUACCCCAACUACCAGAGCUGGAACGGCUUCAACGACACCAUCCGCUCCUGCAGACUCAUCAGACAUCCUUCCAGCAUGCACAGGAUCCGCAUCUACGAGCGUCCGGACUUCAGCGGCCAGAUGAUCGAGUUCAGCGACGACAUGCCCAACCUGAUGGACCGCUGGCGCUACCGGGACCUCCACUCGGCGCACGUGCAGGACGGCGUCUGGGUUUUCUACGAGCACUCGAACUACAGGGGGCGCCAGUACCUGCUGGAGAAGGGCGAGUACAGACGUCCCGCAGAGUGGGGGGCGCUUCAUCCCGCAGUGGGGUCCAUCAGACGGGUGGUCGACUCGUCUUAAAAUCACUUCCUGUUUCCCCACCUUCCUCCAGUCAUUACCCCUGAGUUAACUUAAUAAAA
Trematomus bernacchii (emerald rockcod) is the source of this 2003-nucleotide messenger RNA. Its product is annotated as beta/gamma crystallin domain-containing protein 2-like. Gene Ontology annotation, molecular function: structural constituent of eye lens. Gene Ontology annotation, biological process: lens development in camera-type eye; visual perception. The record is from RefSeq and is a predicted model, not a curated record. The transcript has 10 exons. The coding region runs from base 1 to 1944 and encodes 647 amino acids. NCBI's taxonomy places the organism in Eukaryota, Metazoa, Chordata, Actinopteri, Perciformes, Nototheniidae.